Messenger RNA from Hemiscyllium ocellatum (epaulette shark), 3974 nucleotides. RefSeq names its product cerebellar degeneration-related protein 2a (gene cdr2a). The transcript is spliced from 5 exons. NCBI's taxonomy places the organism in Eukaryota, Metazoa, Chordata, Chondrichthyes, Orectolobiformes, Hemiscylliidae. The record is from RefSeq and is a predicted model, not a curated record. Bases 214 to 1623 code for a protein of 469 amino acids.
GUUUGCUGGUGCACUUAGAGCUGGUUCUAGGCAUACAGUGCCACGUUGCUUUAGUCUCAUAGAGACACGGAAUAAAUGCAAUAAACGUCCAAAAAGAGCGACCGGGUGAAGCCUGGCCGGAGCUGGGGCGCAGCCACGUUAUUGACCUUUUUUUUUCAAGCCGGUACUUUUCUUCCUAAUAAAAGCAAGCGAGCAAACAAAACAAAAAGCAAGAUGUUAACUGACAGUAUAAUAGAGGAUUUUGACCGUCGGGAGGAGGAACCAUGGUACCAGCAGGAGCAGCAGAAUAUGGAGCACGACCUACACCUCGCAGCGGAGUUGGGGAAAACAUUGUUGGAUCGAAAUACAGAGUUAGAGGAAGCCCUUCAGCAAAUGUAUGGGACCAACCAGGAGCAGCUUCAAGAGAUUGAGUAUUUAACAAAACAGAUUGAACUCCUCCGUCAGAUGAAUGAACAACACGCUAAAGUUUAUGAGCAACUUGAUGUGACUGCUCGAGAGUUGGAGAUGACUAAUCAGAAACUUGUUAUGGAGAGCAAGGCAUCCCAAAAUAAGAUUAUAAGCUUGGCAGAGACGAUCGAAGGUCUACAGUCUCACAUCGAUGAGCUUCAGAGACAGUUGGAGGAUCUGAAGGACAGUUCACGACACGAGGGCACUGAGCAAAAGAGGGUGGUGCAUAGCCUUCCAUGUCUGAAAGAGUUAUAUGAUCUUCGAAAGUACUUUGUGUAUGACCACUUGUUUGCUGCCGAGAUCACAUCUGAUGAGACACAUGUUCGUCCGUUGGAGGACGAAAAUGAGAAAUUAAAAAAGAAUAUGAGGAUGCUGCAGACUCAGCUGACCCUGGAGAGGCAGAGGAGAGAAUGUGUGGAGCAGGAAUAUUCCCUGCUGCUGAAGGAGAAUGGUGAGCUUGAGAAAAGCCUCUCCAGUUUGGAUGAGUACAAACAAAGCAUCCAAGAGCUGGAGAGUAAAGUGUUGGAAUUACGUCAGAGAAGUCAAGGCACAGUGAACUUUGUCAGCGUAGUGGACAAUCUGCUCCCUGAAUCCUUCCUGUUUUCUGGGAAAGAUUCUUCGGGCCUUGAGCAAUUCUCUGGGAUUAAGGUUUGUGUGAAUGGCGAGAGCUUGCCAGCUGAGCAGGAUCCAUUGCGCUCUGGUGAGACCCUGAAGGGCAGCUCUGAUGAAGACCUGUUGAAAGGCCAUGAGCAGACCUGUAUCAGGAGAGCUGAGGCAGUUCGCCAGCGAGGCAUCUCCCUUCUGAACGAGGUGGACGAGCAGUACAUCGCCCUGCAGAUGAAAUACAACGAGCUGCUAAGCAGGUGCCAUUCCCAGGGGGAGACAUUGAGCCACAAAGCUGUGCAGACCCCUCAGCGUCUCUCCCAGGACCAGGCUAGUCAAAGCCUACCCAUCACCAAGCCCCUGAGGAACGAUCCAGCCACUUGUCCUGCUCAGCAACCUCCCAAUGUGGAACUGACCAGCUCUGCCAAUAACUCCCAGCCAGAAUACAAAGUUUUGUUCAAAGAAAUCUUUAGUUGUAUCCAAAAAACAAAAGAAGAGAUCAAUGAAAGCCGAUCAAAAUACAAAUCCCUCUCCGUGCAAUGUCCAAAUGUAGCUCAACUACAGCAAGAAUAGAAAAGUUACCAGUAUUGUUGUAUCUGAGUUGCAAUAAAGCAUUGGGAACUGAAAAGCCACAAGAAAACCUCAACUUAUUUUGUAAAAGAAAUAUUCCUUUACAAUUCUCGUGAUCCAAGAAUCAAAAGGAUCUGUUUGAUCUCCAUGUAUUUGUAAGUCAGCUCUCUGUAUGUGUGUGACUGUCUCAGCCAAAGAAAGUCCACAUUUUUUUUCCGGAAACUGAUGUAUUUCUAAUUUUUGGAUUAUCUGUCUGUCUGGUUAUUGUGCAUUUUCUAGCUGUAGCGAAUCUUGAGCCAUUGAAAUGGUUAAUUAUAUAAAUUGGGGGAAGAAGCAGCUAUUUUCUGAUCCAGUCCCAAGACCUGUACGCCAGAAAGAUCUUUAUCGAUCUCUGGUCUUUACUGAGUGGGCUGGGCCCUUCACAAUGGGAAUGCCACAUUGGCCUGGGUUGAUGGUGCCAAGGUGGAAACCUCUGCACUGCCUGGUGACUUUCACUGGAGCAUGUCUGUAAAGUGAGAGAUGAAAGGAAUUGUUCUGACCUCAUGGCCUAAUAAUGUUCUACCAGGUAAUAGCAAAAUUUAUAUUAAAGUGUAACAACUGAAGUACCCUGGAAGGGUCUCCUAUUGUGAACUGACCUUUUUAUUCCCCGGGGGGGUGGCGUGAAGAUACUGUUGGAAACGAUGCUUAGUGAAUUUGUUUUCAGAACAUUUCUGGUUUAUACCUCUUUUAUUUGAAAGAAUAAAGCUGUGUAGCAGCAAAACUUAAGAUCAAAUCUAUAUUGCUGUACACUGCUAUUGUGUAAUACUGCAUAUAGGGCAUUUCAGAAUUUCUCUCUUCACUCAAGUGCUAUUGUCAGGUCAGUCCAAGAUGAAGACUGUUUGUUUGUUUCAUUCUUUGAGGAAUGUAGGGGGUUACAUUCUGAAGUGUGCAUCUAAUAUUGAGUCUGAAAGGGACUUGCAUUUCAUAUACACCUGUCAGGAUAUCUCGAGUGCUUUUUGGUCAUUAUUGCAUGGUCAUGGGUAGCAUUUCAGUAAGAACUGCUACAGCCAAUUUACUGAUGUGGUGGUGUUGCUUGGGGGUGGACAAGGUCAGAAGUCACAUGACACCAGGUUAUAGUCCAAUAGCUGUACUUGAAAUCACAAGCUUCCAGAGCAGAGGUUGUGAUUUCAAAUACACCUGUUGGGCUAUAACCUGAUGUCAUGUGACUGUGAGAGCUUACUAUUUAUAAAUUGAAUGAUGGAAUGGUGACCAGAUAGUUUGGUCGUUCUUGUAGUGCUGCAGUGCCUCUUGGCAAGUUGGAGACCUUCUGAUGGUCAUGUGGGAGCUAAUGUCAAACCCAUCCUCUUAUGUUCAGUAGGAACCCACUGCAUGACCUGCUGGUUAUCAGACAAAUCCUAUUUACAGCUGCUUUUUAAAAUGCAUCAACACACUAGGUAUGGUCUGUAUUGAUUUGAGAAAAUGCUGCAAAUGGUCAGUCAAUGAAGAGUUGUUAAUAUUGCAAGUAUAAAUGCUUCUUUGUAACUGUCCUGCCAUGUCCAGUUCUAGGGAAAAAACGUGGAAUAAGAGGACUUGUGCUGUGCUUAAGUGGUGAACGAGAGAGACUGUUGCUAGUGAUGAAAUGUGAUACUUGGACGUCCCCAUGAGUUGGAUGUUUUGAGUUAGGAAAUGAGUGAAAUGGGUUUGGGGUUUGCAGGAAACUAGUAGAGUGAGAAGGUAGGUGAAAGAUAAAAUAUACAGGUGGAAGAAUGGGAAGAGAAGGGGAGAGACUGUUAACUGUUGAUUUAAUGGUAUCUUCCAAGGAGGUGACUGAGAUACCGGGUAUUUUUGAAUUUGGCUAAAUUUGGCUGUUGCUGCUAGGCUUUCCACAUGAAGUGACCAUUGAAAUUAUGGAAAUAUUCCAAUACUUCUCCCAUGGCAGGAAUAAUUGAUUUCCUAAGUGGAAAAUAUGGUAAGAGCAAAAAAAGCACUUUGGGAUUUCAUUGCUCCAAAAUUCAGGUGUUUGGCUUUGGUUGAUUUUAAUUAUAUACAACACUCCAAUAAGUGGUGCAGAAGCACCAUAGAUUUGAGGUAGGCUUUGGAACUCCAAUAUCUGGAUGGAUGAAAGUUUGCAAUGUUUCAGAUAUUACAUCAGCCACACUGCCUGUGUUAGUCAUUCACUUUGUAACGUACUGGUUUAUGAACCAAUUGGAAACUUACUUAAACUUUGGUGCUCCUGAAACUUGUCCCUUUUGUCACAUAUGACUACAGAAGCUGAUGGAAUCUGAACAACUUAUUUAUAAUGUCUCCACUCAAAAUAGAUGGUCAGUAGAAAUGUGUUUAUAUUCAAAUGUUGGUCUAAUGCAGUGCUUUGUAAG